Cyprinus carpio (common carp) is the source of this 2423-nucleotide messenger RNA. RefSeq names its product fibroblast growth factor-binding protein 3-like. Gene Ontology annotation, biological process: cell-cell signaling. The transcript is spliced from 2 exons. The record is from RefSeq and is a predicted model, not a curated record. Lineage: Eukaryota; Metazoa; Chordata; Actinopteri; Cypriniformes; Cyprinidae. Gene Ontology annotation, molecular function: growth factor binding.
UACUCUAUUGAUGCCCCCAAAAAGCAUUCACCAUCCAGCCCCCCUUUCCCCCAUUUUUUUCUUUAUCCCUCGAUUCUAUCCUUUAUUUCUCCCCUCUGCUUUCUUAUCCUUCCACAAGCCUCUUUUACUCUCAGUCCUGAAGGAACACUCAGCUCGGUGCUGUGAUUUUGUCUCCAUUCUGAGGGUGCUGUGAGUACCCUGAACCAGGGAUUUCUUCCAUUCUUUAGCCUGCAUUCACACAGCCAUGCGAGGGCGGAGUCUACCCUUCAUCUUUUCCCUCCUCUUCCUUGUCCUGUCAUUCUCUGAGGCAAAAAAGAAGUCCAAGCAGCCAUCAGAUACAGUGACUGGAACAGACAGCACGGUGGUAAAUCCCUUGCUGGGGUCAGGUCAACUGAGCACUAAGGAUGGGCACCGCUGCACCUGGGAGACGCUAGUGAGAGGAGCUAACGUCCUGCUCCAGGUGAGCUGCACCAACCCAAGUGAGGAUGGGCUCGGACCUCACUACACGUGCCAGUUUGCUGGAAAACCUCAGGAAUGCUCCGUCUACAGCACCCAGUCCUCCCAGUACUGGAAACAGGUGGUGAGCAAACUGAAGAAGCGAAAGAAUGCUUGCGAGGGCGAGAAAGUCCUGAAAACACGACUGUGUAAGAAAGCACCCAGCGCAUCUCACAUGAAACUCACGGAGAGAAGCAGAGAAGAGACGACCACGCACAUGAGCAAGGGAAUGCCAGAAGAGAGCAAACGAAAAACGGAGGCACCCACAAAGAACGUAAAAGAAGUAUAGAAAGAGAAGGAGGAGGAGGUGAAGAAGGAAGAGGAUGAGGGGUUCGGAGAAGUAGUGAAUGAUGGAUUCUCAGACAUGGAGCCCGCUGUGAGCUACUGCAGAGACAGACUGCAUUCUGUCUGCAACUUCUUUGUCAAGUUUUUUGAUGGUUAAAAAAAAAGAGAAAUAUCUGCUAUCAUUGCUUUUUCGGACCCAGUGGAGGAUAAGAAUGUUGUUGCAUGUAAAAAAAGACGGAAUGAACAUGUUGUCGGGUGUCUUAGCGGAAGUUCACCAUCUAGUCUGCACCCUAAAAACAUCAUGGAUAAAAAAUCCUGUCGUGAAAAGGAAGACAAAUAGACAUACAGAAAGUAAUUGUUAUAUAAUAUUUAACAGUCACACUAAUAACAUUAAUUACAAUCUUAAACACAAUGAAUUACUUGUGUAUAUUGUAACUAAACCUGAUUAAACUUUUUGUAGAUAUGAAUAAUUGUAUAACAUGAUCUUACUCAUAAAGAAAACUGUUGUGUAUGAUUAUUGCAAAUAAUAUUCAGUUCAAUAAAAAUGAAUUUAAUGAAUUAAAAAUGCAUAUAUUUUUAAAAGGAAAAUUGUUAGAUGACAGAAAAAUAAUUUCAUCAUUCAUUACUUAUAGAUUUAAAUGCUUAACACAUUUAAAAUCCUUCAGAUCUCACAAAAGAUGAAUAAAUGAACCUCGCACUUUCAUUAACUAUUUAUAUUGUGUAUUCAUGUUUAUAUACACGUGUUUUUUAGAUGUUUGUCAGUGAGUAUGUUGUAUUCAGACAGAAGUGGCUUUCUCCAUUGUGCACUCAGCAUCAGUAGUCAGCUUGGCAUAUCAGUGGUCUAAAAUGACUGUCACAAAAAAAAAAAUCGAAUCGAUGUUUAAAUCGAUGAAAUGUGCCAUUUAAGUGGCUUUCACCUUCCCCCGAUGAGCCAAUUGGAGAAGAAGAGGAAAAUAUUGAGGGGAGAAAAUGGCUCUUUUGUUUAGACUUUUCUGUAGUUUUACAACUGCCUACAGCGACACAUUUAGUAAGCAAGCUGUGCAGCUAAAUAGUAGGACAAAGAGGCUAGAUUCAGAGUCAUCUGUUGAAAGCUUAACUCGCUGCCUAUAGACAUUCUGAGUCAGCCAAGCAAGCAGAGAUAGAUUAUAAUAUUAUGCUCAUAGUCACAAAUGGAUUUUGUCAAUAGACUCAGUGGCAGGGUUAAUUCAGCAGAUUCAUUUUUUCACCUCAAUGUUGCAAGAACGAUAUUACAUAGAUGUCUAAAGCCCUCUGGAGUGCAGAUCUUUUGUAUAUAAAGAAUGGACUCCUACUUUGCCUUUUUAAAUUCAAUUCACCUGUAAAAGUGACUUUUGCAUGUGCCAAACUGGUAUCGGGCAUUAACAAGGUCUGUAAUACAUGAUCUGAUCACCCAGAACACAAUUUGAAAAUUUCCAUCUUUGCUCUUGGGACCAAUCACUUUUUGAGACAGCUGCCAAAUAUCAUGUGACUUUUCAUGCUGUCAUGACCACACUAACUGGAUGAUGCUUAAUAUAUAGUCACAAUGCAUCGAUUAAAAGUCUUGAAAUGUUAAUUUUUUUAAUUAUAAUUUGUUUGUUUUGUUCAAGAAUCAAUUUGAAAUAAAAUAAAAAUCAGAUGAACUGCGA